Molecule: messenger RNA, 1270 nt
Organism: Gorilla gorilla gorilla (western lowland gorilla)
Lineage: Eukaryota; Metazoa; Chordata; Mammalia; Primates; Hominidae
Gene: CDKN1B
Product: cyclin dependent kinase inhibitor 1B
Exons: 2
Coding region: 666-1262 (198 amino acids)
Biological process (GO): negative regulation of cell population proliferation; negative regulation of cyclin-dependent protein serine/threonine kinase activity; negative regulation of mitotic cell cycle
Cellular component (GO): nucleus; cytoplasm
Molecular function (GO): cyclin-dependent protein serine/threonine kinase inhibitor activity; protein-folding chaperone binding
Source: RefSeq, a predicted model, not a curated record
AGUCACGCGACCAGCCAAUCUCCCGGCGGCGCUCGGGGAGGCGGCGCGCUCGGGAACGAGGGGAGGUGGCGGAACCGCGCCGGGGCCACCUUAAGGCCGCGCUCGCCAGCCUCGGCGGGGCGGCUCCCGCCGCCGCAACCAAUGGAUCUCCUCCUCUGUUUAAAUAGACUCGCCGUGUCAAUCAUUUUCUUCUUCGUCAGCCUCCCUUCCACCGCCAUAUUGGGCCACUAAAAAAAGGGGGCUCGUCUUUUCGGGGUGUUUUUCUCCCCCUCCCCUGUCCCCGCUUGCUCACGGCUCUGCGACUCCGACGCCGGCAAGGUUUGGAGAGCGGCUGGGUUCGCGGGACCCGCGGGCUUGCACCCGCCCAGACUCGGACGGGCUUUGCCACCCUCUCCGCUUGCCUGGUCCCCUCCCCUCUCCGCCCUCCCGCUCGCCAGUCCAUUUGAUCAGCGGAGACUCGGCGGCCGGGCCGGGGCUUCCCCGCAGCCCCUGCGCGCUCCUAGAGCUCGGGCCGUGGCUCGUCGGGGUCUGUGUCUUUUGGCUCCGAGGGCAGUCGCUGGGCUUCCGAGAGGGGUUCGGGCUGCGUAGGGGCGCUUUGUUUUGUUCGGUUUUGUUUUGUUUUUUUGAGAGUGCGAGAGAGGCGGUCGUGCAGACCCGGGAGAAAGAUGUCAAACGUGCGAGUGUCUAACGGGAGCCCUAGCCUGGAGCGGAUGGACGCCAGGCAGGCGGAGCACCCCAAGCCCUCGGCCUGCAGGAACCUCUUCGGCCCGGUGGACCACGAAGAGUUAACCCGGGACUUGGAGAAGCACUGCAGAGACAUGGAAGAGGCGAGCCAGCGCAAGUGGAAUUUCGAUUUUCAGAAUCACAAACCCCUAGAGGGCAAGUACGAGUGGCAAGAGGUGGAGAAGGGCAGCUUGCCCGAGUUCUACUACAGACCCCCGCGGCCCCCCAAAGGUGCCUGCAAGGUGCCGGCGCAGGAGAGCCAGGAUGUCAGCGGGAGCCGCCCGGCGGCGCCUUUAAUUGGGGCUCCGGCUAACUCUGAGGACACGCAUUUGGUGGACCCAAAGACUGAUCCGUCGGACAGCCAGACGGGGUUAGCGGAGCAAUGCGCAGGAAUAAGGAAGCGACCUGCAACCGACGAUUCUUCUACUCAAAACAAAAGAGCCAACAGAACAGAAGAAAAUGUUUCAGACGGUUCCCCAAAUGCCGGUUCUGUGGAGCAGACGCCCAAGAAGCCUGGCCUCAGAAGACGUCAAACGUAAACAGCUCG